Molecule: messenger RNA, 2164 nt
Organism: Vitrella brassicaformis
Lineage: Eukaryota; Vitrellaceae
Source: the annotation of a GenBank genome assembly
AGAAAAAAGGAAAAUGUCGCACCACGGAUCAGUGGACGAGACCCCUCAGUACGAGGGAGGCAGGCCGAGACCGGUAGGAGGAAAAUGGAACAAUGACGUGUAGUGCAUUUAUGUUCGUGUCUGUGGUCAGAGCUUCGGGCUGAGUCGUGCAGGGCCAGACGCCGGAGAGGUGUCAACCCUGAAAGAGAGAAUCGAAACACUCUCAAGGGAAAACAGGUAUGCCUAGAGGUGUGUGUCCCCAUGUUUGUACUUACGGAUUCAUGUGUGUGGAUGCAGCACGUUGAAAGAAGAGAACACGACUCUGAAUGCGCUCAAGGCGCAGAGGGAGAAAGGUCAGCAACACACACACCGAUUGCCCGGCCAUUCAUUCAUGUGAAGUGUGUUCUUGCUUUGAUGUCUGUCUGCAGAGAUGGAGGACAUGUUGGUGCUGAUCCGUGAGAAGCAGAGCAAGGUGGAUGAGGUUAACAACAAAGUCAAGCUGCUGCAAGAGCAACUCGACCAAUGCGAGGCCGAACUCAGAAAGGGAACAGGUGCACCUGCCUGCACACACCCAGUAAUGAAUGCAUUGAUGCGUGUACGCGAGUUCUCAUUGGCUCUGUGUAUGUAGGGAGACUGCCAUCGUACAAGUCGCUCGAGAACCUGGACGAGGCCGGGGAGCAUAUGACCCCCCUCAAAGCGGCGCAAAACGAGAUUCAGAGAUGUAAAGAGGUCAUCGCCGAGCAGAAGGAGACCCUACAGGUACGCCUUAUCAGCAAGUCCUCCAGGCAAAUGUGCCUAUUCAACAUACCCGCAGAGCCUCCGGGAACAAAUCGAGGCCUUGGAAACCGCCAAGAAUCGGCUCAAGGUCUGUGGUCGAUUGCUUGCAAGAACAGCAGUGGGCGACACACAUCAAGCGCUGUUGUCUGUCUUUGUCAGGCGAGCGAGCGUGCGUUGUCGAUGCGGCUGCUGUCGGUCAAGGAGGAAAGAGAUCGGCUCAUGCAGGACCUCGAGACUGCUCAGGAAUCCCUCGGCUUCGCCGCAAAGAAGGUCAGGCAAGCUUAUAGACAGGGCCUGUCUAUAUGAUGUCUCUGAUCCCCUGUGCAGGCGCAGCAAUACCGGACCAAGCUCAUUGAAGUCACACAGAGAGAGACACAUACAAAGGGCAACGGCGGCAUCUGGCCGGCCACAUCACAUUAUGUCUCCCUCUUUCUGUGUGUAGGUGAUGAACUACGUCAAGGACCAGGAGGCCAGCCUGACCAGGAUGCAGACUAUCAAGGCAGCCAAGACAGCUGAACUGGGGGAUGAAAGCCAGAGAGACGCAGAGGGACAGCCAGAGGAGAAACCCACUGAACAGCCAUCCCACAAGAGAGAAGAAGCCACGGAGCCGCCCGUGGAGCCUGCCCAGCCGCCCCCGGCCCCACCAGCUCGUGAGCCUUCCGCGCUGCUUCGGUCGCUGUCGUGUUCCCUCCGCCGGCCCCGCAAGAUGCCCUUCGACGAGUCGGCCUAUGUGCAGGCGCCGACGCUGCGACUCAAGUGGCAGUUACCGAAGGACCUCAAGCAACAGGAGGCAGAAACGAGGAACGAAGAGGCCCCUGUGCAGAGAGAGAGCGAGAGGAACCUGUACAGGCCUGCUGCCCUGCUGCCGUCCCCUUCUUACCCGAUGCAGAAGCAGCAGCAGCAGCAACAGCAGCAGCCGUAUCUGAAGCAAUCGGUGAGCCUGUCUGCCCUGCAUGCUGCCACCCGACUCCCUCUCAACUACUAUGCAGCACCACCCCCCGCCAUGACGCCUGUCCCAUACAUCCCCGCCACGCCCACGUAUGUGUUUCGACGCCCCCGCCAGCCGCGCAAGCACACGAAGCCGGCGGCUGCCGAGACGAGCGUGGAGGGCAUUCAAUGCCUGGGUUUGUGUCAGCCGACCAAAUGCAGCCGAUAGAUGGAUGGACGAUGUAUAAUGGCGAUGCCUGCCAGGUUGUGCAGUCAGUCAGUGUGGCGUAUAUAUAUAGGACAUGGGUCGUGAAUGAAUGGAGUUUGUGGCGUCCCAUCGGUCUGUCUGCCUCUGAAGGAUGGAUGCAUGGAUGGAUUGGUGGAUGGCUGACUCAUGUCAUGUAUGGUGUGGGUGGGGGGGUUGAGUGAAACGCUGGUUGCAUUGCAGGGGCAUGUGGAUUAAAUCAAAUCGCCAUGUGUG